AUGCUUCAACCCGUCUCUCAGUCAACGAACAACGCUGGGGCAAACCACACACUUUCUACACAAUCAUUUCACAGACCACCGCGAUUCUUAGCAUCAGCUAGAGGAAACCCAGAGCCAAUAAAUGCUUCUGUCGCAUCGACGUCUCGUGUCACACGACCUGGGGCUCGAAUUAUUGAUAACAUUGAACCUGAUGGCACACCUCCUCUGCCGGCGAAUGCUUCUGCUGCAUCAACAUCUCGUGCCACACGACCUAGAGCUCGACUUAUUGAUAGCAUUGACUCCGACGGUACACCUCCUGCAGCUCAACCUUUUGGUAGCAUUGAGCCCGAUGACACACCUUCUCUGCUGGCGCAUGUUUCUGCUGCGUUGACCUCUCAUACCAUAAGACCUACAUCCCGACUCGGCGAUAGCAUUGAGUCCGAUGGAACACCUCCUCUGCGGGCGAAUACUUCUAUCACAUCGACAUCCCGCAUCAUAAGACCUGGAGCUCGACUCAUUGAUAGCAUUGAUUCCGACGGCACAUCUUCUCUGCUGACGACUGCUUCUACUACAUUGACAUCUCAUAUCAUAAGACCCGCCUCUCCAAUCCUCCAGAGCAUUGAAACCGAAGCUCCGCCUCCUCUACCAAAAUCUCGCAAGACCCGGCGGCCCAUGCUCCAGCUUUUAAGAGACGCUGGCCCAGCUAAUCCUGAGCCCGUAAACAUUCCCUCCAACUCAACGGCUCGCGACCCUCGGCCAUUACCGUUGCCAGAUAGGACAGAGACUGGGCGACCUACUGUGCCAACCACAUCAAUAUCUCGUGCCACAUAUCAGACCGUACCUCAGCCAGAAAGUAAUGCUGGGCCAAGUCGUAGGCCUACCUCAUCGACAUCGCGAAUAGCUCAGCAGCCCACGCUUCAGCCCACGAGAAAUGCUGUGCCAGCUCAUGCCUCCACUAUCUCGGCGUCAAGGACAGCUGUACAACCCACGAUUCAGCUUAUGAGAAACGGUAUGCCAGCUCAUGCCUCCACUACCUCAUCGUCAAGGAUAGCUACACAACCUACAAUUCAACCUACGAGAACUUUACCGACUCAGAAUCCCUCUGCUUCAUCGUCUAAGAUAGUCGCACAACCUACGACCCAAUCUACAAGAACUUUGCCGACUCAAAACCCCUCUGCCUCGUCAUGUCGUAUCUCUCAACAGUCUGCAUUCCGCCCCUUGAAAACAACCGCGGCGCCAGCAAACACUCCUACUCCAUCAACUUCUUCUUCCAUCCUCGAGUUCAUUUGUCUAUAUUCACAUGACCUCCGCCGCAAGAAGAAGAGAUGGCAAGACGGCAAGCUUAAGUUCCACACCUUUAACAAAAAGUACGUAGUGUAUGACGAUGGCGGAGGCUUCGUUGGCGAUGGACAUUGGCAAGGAGAGGAGAGCGAAUUCACAGAGGGCGUCGAAAUGAAUCUCGAUCGGGGCAUGGUCAUUGUACAAGUCUUAGAGUGCACGGGUUCCAAGGAGCAAGAUCUGGGGGAGGUUCUGGGGAAAAGGGCGAGGGAGGUGGAGGAGAGGCGUGUAAAUGCUGCAACCAAGAACCCAGCAUCAACAGUAGUACAUGUAGCUUCGUCGAACCCGGCGAAGAGGAUUAGAGGAAUCGCGGCGGCGGCGGUGAUGCAGGUGGCACAGGCUCCCACCCCCGCCCACGCUGUCGCUGCUGCCGCCGUCACCACCGCCAUCACCACCACCACUGCGAUUCCUCUUCCCAGGGGCGGGGGGGCAUGGAGCAAACAUGCCGUGGAUUUGCUGGGUAUGACCCGGCCGAGUAGAUAA
Molecule: messenger RNA, 1800 nt
Organism: Trichoderma breve
Lineage: Eukaryota; Fungi; Ascomycota; Sordariomycetes; Hypocreales; Hypocreaceae
Exons: 1
Coding region: 1-1800 (599 amino acids)
Biological process (GO): double-strand break repair
Cellular component (GO): site of double-strand break; nucleus
Source: RefSeq, a predicted model, not a curated record